AGAUCAUAUCUAAAUCCUUUGAAAAAUCUAAAAACCAGAGGAAUGCUCAACUUUGUCUCUAGAGAAUCUCUUAUUGGCAAAAAGACCUUAUUACCAACUUCUGGCUCGAUUCCCUCAGCAUAUAUCGGGAUAGACCCAACAGCCUCUUCUCUUCACAUUGGGAAUUUUCUAUCUCUCAUGUCAUUGUUCCACUUCCAAGCUUGUGGGUUCAGGCCAAUAAUCUUAUUCGGAGGAGCUACUGGCCUAAUCGGAGAUCCUAGUGGUAAAAAUAGCGACAGAGAGCAGCUAUCCCCCGAAGAAGUUGAAGCUAAUAUCUCCUGAUUUCAGUCAAACCUCUCUGUGUUACUAAAUAAUAUGUAUUCAGAAGAAAAUACUAAGGAAUAUUUUUCACAUCUUGAGAAGACUCCUGAGGAGCUAGCAAGCGAUAUUCGGUUUGUCAACAAUGUUGAGUUCUACCAAAAAAUGAGCGUGAUAGAAUUCAUCAGAGAUAUUGGUAUCAAAUUUAGAAUGAACACACUUCUGAGCAGAGACUCUGUGAAGAACAGACUUGGCACUGGUGAUGAAAACUCAACUUCAGAAGGAAUGACAUUCACUGAAUUCAGCUACCAGCUCUUUCAAGGAUACGACUUCGCACAACUGAACCAGAAGUAUAACUGAACUUUUCAACUUGGAGGAAGUGACCAGUGGGGGAAUAUUGCUAGUGGGAUAGAGUAUAUCCGGAAAACUACUGGAAAAGAAGCUUUUGGAGCUACAGUGAACCUGUUGACUGAUUCAAAAGGUGAAAAGUUAGGAAAAUCUGCUGGAAAUGCACUUAUGCUAGACUCUAGGGUCAAUUCUCCAUUCAACUUCUACCAGUUCUUCAUUAACACUCAAGAUGAUGUUGUCGAAAAGUUACUUAAGAAUUUGACUUUCAUGUCGAAUGAGAAAGUUGAAGAAAUUAUAAAAGAUCAUCAAAUUAAAGCUUUUAAACAAGACUCUGAUGGAAAUGUUGAGGAUGAAAGAUACGCUCAUAAAAUUCUUGCUAAAACAGUCACAAAAAUGAUCCAUGGUGAAGAGGCCAUGAAAGCCAUUGAUGCAACAAAUGCUUUCUUCCAUCGUGACAUUAAGAAUAUAAACAAAUGGAGUUUGGAGAAGCUAGAGAACCAUUUUAUUUCAGUAGAGAAACAUCAAAUCUCUUUGGAUGACCUCUCUUCAUUCUCUACAAUAGCUUCUGCAAUCUUUGGUCAAUCAAAGACUCAGAUUAGAAGACUGAUAAGACAAGGAGGAGUGCAAAUCAACUCUACUAAAAUCACAGCUGAUAGGCAUAUUGAGAAAAGUGAGCUCUUGCAUGGAAAGUACAUCUUAAUCAAACUAGGCAAAAAGAACCAUUGCUUAUGAAUGGUUCAAUAAA
Messenger RNA from Moneuplotes crassus, 1390 nucleotides. The record is from the annotation of a GenBank genome assembly. NCBI's taxonomy places the organism in Eukaryota, Ciliophora, Spirotrichea, Euplotida, Euplotidae.